AAUUGGUGCAUUUGAAAUGAAUUAGUUUGUAUGAAAUGGAGGCGGGAGAGUAAUUAAUUAAAAAGUAAUAAAAAUGAUAAUGCGAAGAAUUAAGAAGAUGGUAAAGAGAAGAAUACCAAUUUGAAACGUUAAUCCCGCUUCCAUAAACAACAACGUCAUAUUUUUACUACAAGAGACACAUUCACACACUCUCUCUCUCUCUCUCUCUAACAAUGGCUUCUUCUCAUGAUGAUUCACAAGAUUUCUCCAAUUUAUUCAACCAAUUCAUUGAUCCAAAUCUCAACCACUCCGCUUCUGAUUACAACAAUCCAUCUUCUCCCUCUUUUCAUUUCUCUCAUCCUUAUCCUAAUUCUUCCACCAUCCCUAAUUUCCCCAAUUUCACUUCUUCUUCUUCUUCUUCUGCUCAGAAUGCUGAGGCUUCAGAGUUGCCAUCUUCAAAGGGGACUUCACCACCACGUUCUUCCUCAAAGAGAGGCAGAGCUGCAGAGUUUCAUAAUUUGUCUGAAAAGAGAAGGAGGAGUAAGAUUAACGAGAAAAUGAAAGCUUUGCAGAAUUUGAUUCCGAAUUCUAACAAGACAGACAAAGCUUCAAUGCUAGAUGAAGCCAUAGAUUAUUUAAAGCAGCUUCAGCUUCAAGUACAAAUGUUAAUGAUGAGAAAUGGUUUUAGCUUGCAUCCAAUGUCUUUAUCAGGAGGGCCGCGACCUAUGAUGUUUUCUCCGACCGAGUUGAAUCUUGAUGAAGGUAAUGGAUUUCCCAAUUCUAUCACUGCAGUCGCCUCAUCUGCGAACGAUGAAUGUUUAGCGCGGCCUGCUUUUACUUUUCCAGAACAAUGCAGCAUCUCAAAUCAAUCCGUUAUACCCCCGAUGACAAAUUUAGCUACUUUUGAUACCUCGCCAAGUUUUCAACCCUCUAUGAAGUCUAUAACAGCAUGCCACAACUGAUUUUGGAUACAACAAGAAUUGGAAAAACUCCUUCUCCAGAUGUGUCUUAAACAUGUCGUUUUGUAAAAUUGCAGCUUAUGUUCAGACAUCAUAUAAUGUAAACUUGGAACGCAAAUAUGAUAACUACAAGACACUCCAUUAGGGUGUUUGUGGUACAAUUGAUAACAUCAUUUUAUUACUCUAUCAAUUAUAAAUGAAGUUAAUGAACAUUGUAAAACAUGUUAACAUUUUCUUUGGAUCUUUUAGUCUUGGGGUGAUUAGAUAUUUAUGAUAGACUGCAUAUCAAUACCCUAAUGUAGAAUCAUAAUGGCUGUGAGGCUUGUUACAAAUUUACAAUCUAUUUUGUGUGAUAUCAAA
This is a messenger RNA of Cicer arietinum (chickpea), 1298 nucleotides long. Its product is annotated as transcription factor PHYTOCHROME INTERACTING FACTOR-LIKE 13-like. Lineage: Eukaryota; Viridiplantae; Streptophyta; Magnoliopsida; Fabales; Fabaceae. The record is from RefSeq and is a predicted model, not a curated record. Gene Ontology annotation, molecular function: protein dimerization activity. Gene Ontology annotation, cellular component: nucleus.